CAAGUUAGCUGGUGAUCACAAAUAAAUUCCACGGGUCUGGUCUGCAAAAGCAGAGAUAUGGCCACACAGCAAAAGGAAGUGCAAGAGCUUCUGAUCCUCGCUCUCUUCUUCAUCGUCCUUCUUCAAGGAACAAAUGGUGAGCGAUGCGACACGUCCAGCAUCCAGGUUCAGACCAUCAACACCGGCACUACGGUGGCCGCCGCCGACACGGUGUUCGAGGUGGAGGUGAAGAACCUGUGCCCGUGCGCCGUCAGGAACGUGCGCCUCGACUGCAAGGGCUUCGCGACCACGGUGGAGGUCGAUCCAGCAGUGUUCCGCGCCGACGACGGAGGAGUACUCUACCUCGUGAACGGCGGCGAGCCGAUAGCGAGCAUGGCCACCGUCAGCUUCCAGUACGCCUGGGACCACUUCUUCGAUAUGACUCCCAGGAGCUUGGAGGUAGACGGCCAGUGCAAGUAAACCAAAGAUGCCUCGGUGGAGUCCAGGGUGGCCAGCAUACAGCAGGUUGUUAUCUUUGAUACAGUGUUCUAAUGGAUAAGUAUAGUGUGCCAGUGUGCGUUUGUGAGAGCAAGAGAGUUGCAAAAUUAUAGCGCAAUAAAGCUCUAGGCAAGAGCGAUCCUCCUCUAGAAAUGUACGUAUAGUUUUGUAUUUAUAUAAAACAAGGUGUGCUGCCUGAUAUAAUGAAGCAAAACAACGGCGAGUUUGGAACA
Messenger RNA from Phragmites australis (common reed), 710 nucleotides. RefSeq lists its product as uncharacterized. The coding region runs from base 58 to 459 and encodes 133 amino acids. Lineage: Eukaryota; Viridiplantae; Streptophyta; Magnoliopsida; Poales; Poaceae. The transcript is spliced from 2 exons. Gene Ontology annotation, biological process: cell fate determination. The record is from RefSeq and is a predicted model, not a curated record.